AUGGCCUCAGCAAAACCACCAGCUUCUCCUUCAAAUUCUUCGACUACUACACCUGCUCCUACUGUUUCUCAGCCCAAUCAAACAACUGAUACACCAGCUCCUUCAACCCCAUCAACUCCUUCCAACUCUUCAGCCCCACCGCCCCAAUCCCCUCCACCAACAGUUCCCACCGCCCCUCCUCCGUCCCUACCGCAAUCACCACCACCACCAGCGCCUUCUUCGCCUCCCCCUUUGCCCCCAGCAUCACCACCACCACCUCCUCCGACAUUGUCACCACCAUCGCUUCCUGCUUCUCCUCCUCCAGCUACAAAUUCUCCGCCCCCUCCGAUUUUGUCCCCGCCACCACCAUCAGGAGGUUCUUCUCCUGAAGCAUCCCCAGCCCCUCCAGUGUUAUCCCCACCUCCCCCUACAGCUGUUUUGCCUUCCCCACCACCUUCUGUGAAUGUCCCAUCGCCUCCAGCCAAUUUUCCACCUCCACCACUUGCAAAGCCACCAAAACAUUCUCGUCCACCUACCCGGAAAACUCCCUCUCCUCCAUCUGGUUCUCCACCUGCUCCUCCACCCUCAACUAGCUCCCCUCCUGGGUCAACAUUAUCUUCUCCUCCUUCUGUCCCCUCAUCUUCUUUGCCGCCUUCUAUUUCUCCUCCUGGUCCCCCGAGUAAUGCAUCUGUUAGUGGGAGUCCUCCGACCUCCCCACUACCCUCCUUACCCACAGAGAAACCCACUGCAAGAUCAACUACACCUAGUCCAAAUUUCACAGGGAAUGCAACAUCCAAAGAUGGUGGGGGAGGGAAUGCCGGAGGUGCAGUGGCAAUUGGCAUUGUGGUGGGGUUUUUGGCACUUGGUCUUGUUGUGAUGGCUGUGUGGUUUACGCGAAAGCGAAAGAAAAAGGUAGCUCAGUCAAGUGGCCUGUACAAUAUGCAUUCACCAAUUGCUUCCUCCCAACAAUCAGAUUCAUCAUUCCUAAGGCCCCAAAAUUCAGCUCACCUUGCUGGAAGUGCUUCAGGAAGCAAUUUCAUGUACUCACCAGAGCCCGGCGGUGUCGGCAAUUCAAGGCCAUGGUUCACAUAUGAAGAACUGGCUGAGGCAACAAAUGGAUUUUCAGCUCACAAUAUUUUGGGUGAAGGUGGAUUUGGUUGUGUUUACAAAGGGUUCCUGGAAGAUGGAAGAGAAGUUGCUGUUAAACAGCUGAAGAUUGGCGGUGGACAAGGGGAACGUGAGUUCAGAGCAGAAGUUGAGAUUAUCAGCCGAGUGCACCAUCGCCAUUUGGUUUCGCUUGUGGGUUACUGUAUAUCUGAAAAGCAAAGGUUGCUUGUCUAUGACUAUGUGCCAAACAACACUCUUCAUUACCAUCUUCAUGGUGAAGAUAGGCCAGUCAUGGAUUGGGCAACUCGUGUUAAAGUUGCUGCUGGUUCAGCUCGUGGAAUAGCUUACCUGCAUGAAGACUGUCAUCCACGGAUUAUUCACAGGGAUAUUAAGUCCUCAAACAUUCUCUUGGAUAACAACUUUGAAGCUCAGGUUGCUGAUUUUGGGCUUGCAAAGUUAGCACUUGAUGCAAACACACAUGUUACCACACGUGUGAUGGGAACUUUUGGGUAG
Ilex paraguariensis (yerba mate) is the source of this 1599-nucleotide messenger RNA. The record is from the annotation of a GenBank genome assembly. Lineage: Eukaryota; Viridiplantae; Streptophyta; Magnoliopsida; Aquifoliales; Aquifoliaceae.